Molecule: messenger RNA, 1273 nt
Organism: Dendroctonus ponderosae (mountain pine beetle)
Lineage: Eukaryota; Metazoa; Arthropoda; Insecta; Coleoptera; Curculionidae
Product: chitooligosaccharidolytic beta-N-acetylglucosaminidase
Biological process (GO): ganglioside catabolic process; glycosaminoglycan metabolic process; carbohydrate metabolic process
Cellular component (GO): membrane
Molecular function (GO): beta-N-acetylhexosaminidase activity
Source: RefSeq, a predicted model, not a curated record
CCACCGCCCCAAUAUAAUCCUGCAAAGCAUAUUUUGUUCGUAUAUGUGCAAUAUUUUAAGAUGAGCCGACUGAUUGUUUUGACGCUGACCGUCACGAUGCUGCAACCGGCACUGGCAAACAGUGUCUUUGAGACUCCAUGGCGGUACGAAUGCUUGCAGGGUUACUGCCAGAAACGGGAAAACACGGAAGCGACUCAAGGUUCAGCAUUGAGCCUUGCGGCCUGCAGGCUUUUUUGUGCGGAAUCGGGGGGAAUAUGGCCAAAACCGAAAGGUGAGGUGACGAUCGGCAACUUUUUGGCAACCAUCAACGCAAACAGCAUUGAUAUUCUGGGGGCCAAGUCGGAAACGCCCGCAUUUGAGUUGGUGAUGGGGGCUGGUCGAAUUUUCCGUCAGCAAGUCGCCCAAUUGCUGCCCAAACAUAUACGGCGACAUGCUGGAGCAAUUCCAGCCUGACAUCUUCCACAUGGGCGGCGACGAAGUCAACUUCAACUGCUGGAACAAAACUGAAAGCAUGGUUAACUGGAUGGCCGCCAAAGGCUGGGGACGAACCGAAAAAGACUUCGUCCGACUCUGGGAUCACUUCCAAAGCCAAGCGGUCCAAAAGGUCUAUGAGAAGGCAGGAAGGCAUAUCCCGGUGGUCAUGUGGACCAGCCACCUGACGCAUAAAGAAUACCUAAGCGACUUUCUCCCCAAAGACCAGUACAUCAUUCAGAUCUGGACCACCGGAGAGGACGAACAAGUACAUGAGCUGUUGACGAAGGGUUACAAAGUGAUCCUAAGCAACUACGACGCGCUGUAUCUGGACUGUGGCUUUGCCGGAUGGGUGGCUGAUGGCAACAACUGGUGCUCCCCAUACAUUGGAUGGCAAAAGGUGUACCAAAACACACCGAAAAAAAUUGCGGGGGAUAAGCACAAGCAAGUGUUGGGCGCUGAAGCGACCUUCUGGACCGAACAAGCCGAUUCGACCUCCUUAGACAGCCGAUUGUGGCCGAGGGCAUCCGCUAUGGCGGAGGUGCUCUGGUCCGAACCCGAAUCCACUUGGAGAGCGGCGGAAAGUCGUUUCUUGAUACAUCGGGAACGAUUGGUGCGCCUGGGCGUUCAAGCAGACGCUUUAGAGCCCGAAUGGUGCACUCAAUAUGAAGAAAAUUGCCCCAUUGGGGGCAAAUUUAACGUAGCCAACAUGUAAUUGGUUGAGUGACGCUUCAGAAUAAUAAGUUGCCAUACAAGCGAUGAUUCAAAAGAUCGAGAUCGUUUAUUACAAUGUUUUUUUUUA